Molecule: messenger RNA, 225 nt
Organism: Haemonchus placei
Lineage: Eukaryota; Metazoa; Nematoda; Chromadorea; Rhabditida; Trichostrongylidae
Source: the annotation of a GenBank genome assembly
AUGACGCGGGAUGAGACUCAUCGAGAAUUAGAUAGUGUUUCAGACACGGUUCUACUUACUGCUGGUCCGAUGCGGUCUGCCCUACUGGUAACUCUUGCAUACAGGGACUUUGCUGCCGUACUGGAAGUCAUUCCGUGGUACACCCUGAACCACCUACAAAUAAAGAAAUGCCCUCUUCCCAUUCUGAUCGGCCUUACUUCUUGGUCAGUGCAAUGCAUGCUCUAA